Molecule: messenger RNA, 852 nt
Organism: Phytophthora sojae
Lineage: Eukaryota; Oomycota; Peronosporomycetes; Peronosporales; Peronosporaceae
Exons: 3
Coding region: 1-852 (283 amino acids)
Source: RefSeq, a predicted model, not a curated record
AUGAACUGGCACCCGCCCAGGCUCCCUCCCCAUCCAGCCACGGCUCCGUCCGUCCGCCGCCUCGUGGCCCUGUUCGAGUCCCGCGCCGCCGUCCGCACCGCGACACGCGCCUCCGCAGCCGCAGCGACCAGCAGGACGAGGGUCUCCACCCUCAUCGAGUCCUACAGCGCCUCGUCGACCAUCGCGUCCAGCUCCGUCGAGGCGACCGACGUCGUAGGCUCCUCCGCGGUCGCAGCAGUGGAGACGCUCGACCCCCGCUGGUCCAUCCAGCUCCUCGACGCGGCGAGGUUUGCCGAGUUCCAGUACGGCUACUCCGGUUUCGAAGCUCCAGCCGUCGACGACCAAGACCAAGACCAAGGCCAAGGCUUCACGGCGCUGGAGCCGACUGAAGAGCUCCACGAAGUCACUGCUGCCGCCGCCGACGACGGAGACGACGAAGACUGCCUCCAGCAAGCGCCUCCUGCUGAGCUGCCCGUCGGCCCUGUCGACGAUGCCGACGUCAAGAGCUAUAGCCAGCUCCUGCAGGAGGCCGACGACCUCCUCGACCGCGUCCACGACGCGGCUGCUGCUGACGCUGCGCCUGCAGUCGUUGAGCCCAAGCCUUCGGAGACCCAGCCGCACGUCCGAGCUGCUGCAGCUCCGCAAGCUACCAAGUCCCGCCUGUUGGACUUCAAGCAGAGCGCGGCGUUUGUCGGGCAGUGCGCGCAGGCAAGGCGGCGGCGCAGCGCGGCAGCAGCGAAGCCCCAACCUGCACCUCAUCACGUGCUGGCUUACACUGCUGCGACCGUGGAGGAACGUACGACGUCGGUCGUCUCGACGGAGCUGGACGCGAUGGUCGACGAGGCGCUGUAG